Numida meleagris (helmeted guineafowl) is the source of this 1273-nucleotide messenger RNA. RefSeq names its product XK related 8 (gene XKR8). The transcript is spliced from 3 exons. Gene Ontology annotation, cellular component: plasma membrane. Bases 206 to 1060 code for a protein of 284 amino acids. NCBI's taxonomy places the organism in Eukaryota, Metazoa, Chordata, Aves, Galliformes, Numididae. The record is from RefSeq and is a predicted model, not a curated record. Gene Ontology annotation, biological process: engulfment of apoptotic cell; apoptotic process involved in development; phosphatidylserine exposure on apoptotic cell surface.
AAGGUCUCGUUGUGGUGGCCUUGUGCAGCAGCAGCUUUGCCUGUUGUGUGCGAGCAAAGCCGGCUCGUGUCAGUGCUUCCUUUGACAGUGUGGGCCGUGACGUUCACGUGUCAGCAUCCACCAUGAGGCACCGGGGUGCCUCCGAGCGCUGCGGUUGGGCUGGAGGCUGUGCCGGGCGGAGGCGGCGGAGGAGGAGAGGAUCCACAUGGCGUUCCUGGCCCACGACAUCAGCAUGCUGCGCCUCUUCGAGACCUUCCUGGAGAACGCCCCGCAGCUCGCCCUGCUCCUCUACAGCGUCCUGCGCACCAGCAAGGCUGAGCCUGCCCAGGGAGUGGGGAUCUGCACCGCGUUCCUGUGUGUGACCUGGUCCCUGCUGGACUACCACCAGUCCCUGCGCUCCUUCCUGCAGGACAAGUACGAGAUGGGCUGGGGCUCCUCCGUCGUCUACUUCCUAUGGAACCUCUUCCUCCUGUGCCCCCGCAUCCUGGCGCUCGCCCUCUUCGCCCUGCUGUGGCCCUACGCUGUGGCCGUGCACUUCCCGCUGGUGUGGCUGGCGAUGUUCCUCUGGGUCACGCUGCAGGGCACCGACUUCAUGGAGUCGCCAGGCCCCGAGCAGCUCUACCGCGCCGUGGUGGCCGUCAUCCUCUACUUCAGCUGGUUCAACGUGGCGCCGGGGAGGACGCUGCACCGCACCAUCAUCUAUCACGGCUUCAUCCUGGUGGACAGCACGCUGCUGACCCUGGCCUGGCUCUGGGGCCGUCCCCCUGAGGAGCAGCGCCCGUACCUCGUCCCGGUGCUGUGCGCCGCGCUGCUCUGCUACCUCCUGGGGCUGCUGCUGCGCGUCGCCUACUACGGGUGGCUGCACCCCAACGUGCGAGCACGGCCACGGAGCAGCUGCGACGAGGUGGACGCUGAGGGAAGGGCCGAGGGGGUGGUGGAGUUUCGCAGCAUUUCAGAGCCGGACCUGGUGAACCCGCGGCUGCGGUGCCUCGCGCGGAGCCACUUCCCGCUGUCUGCGCUGGCGGAGCCGCGCCUGCUGAACGGGGCAGCUGCUGUGUGAGGCUUCGUCCUGCGCUGCCGGGGGGAGUUGUGCCUUAUCCAAGUGGUUCGAGUUGCUGGGGAGGUUCUGCUCAGUUCUGUUCGGUUCUUCCUUUGUGCCCCGGGGGGCGGUUUUGGCUCGGGGCUCGGUGCUAGGUCUGCACAGCGUGAGUGCACUAUUGAUUCUUGUUAUUUAUUAUUCACCUUUUCAAAAAAAAAGAAAAAAAGAAAAAAG